Eucalyptus grandis is the source of this 786-nucleotide messenger RNA. RefSeq lists its product as uncharacterized. Gene Ontology annotation, molecular function: DNA binding. The transcript is spliced from 2 exons. The record is from RefSeq and is a predicted model, not a curated record. Bases 1 to 786 code for a protein of 261 amino acids. Lineage: Eukaryota; Viridiplantae; Streptophyta; Magnoliopsida; Myrtales; Myrtaceae.
AUGACAGGAUCAAGCUCAGCCAAACCCCAUCCGUCCAACUUCACCAAACUCCAACUCGGUUGCCCCGGCAGCUCCUCCUCCUCCUCUCCAACCCAGAAUGCCAAAGCGGUGACACCCCAGGGGCGUGACCUCCUGAGGAAAGACACUGUGGCAAUGGAAGGAUCGAGCUCAGCCCCACCCUUUCCGUUCAACUUCACCAAACUCCAACUCGGUUGCCCCGGCAGCUCCUCCUCCUCCUCUCCAACCCAGAAUGCCAACGUGGUGACAUCUCAGGAGCCUGAGCUCCCAGGGAAAGACCUGAAGAGGAAAAGAUCAUCACAUGGGGUCGUCCCAUACAACAACAAGAGGCCCGUUCCGAGGCACAAGGAAGAGAAGAAGGACGAUGCUGGCAUCUCCACUAAGUUGACGCUCCGACAUGACCCGUGCAACUACAAGAAGGUGCUAACGACAAGUGACGUCGGUGGCUUGUCGCGGCUCCUGCUUUCGGGGGGCUUUGUGGAGGACCGCGUGGUCGGGACGCCGGGCAUGGAGAUGGUCAAGAGCCCGACCGGGAUGGAGGUCCCCGUGUGGGACGCGGACGACGGAAGCAAGCACUGGCUCGUGCUAGGCCACUGGCCAUCCUCGAAUGCCUACGUUCUGAAAGGUCACUGGAACGAGCAGUUCGUCAAGAGGCUAGGCUUGGUAGCCGGGGACGAGAUCGGGUUGCUCUGGGACCCGUACUCUAGGAGAUUCUUCUUUAAGGUCCUUCACAAGGUUGCUUGUGACGCGAGCAACGCGGCGGCUUGA